GCAAUAUUCGCGGUCGGACGCAAAACAAAAGCGGGCUGCGCUCUCCCGGAUAAUCGUUACUCAAACUGCGUGCUGCAAAAGGACAAUUCAUACGAGGACACAUCGUUUGUGUUUAUUGUUUGGUCGCGAAUGUGGAUCACCCGAUGGCGCAAUAUGACUUGAUGCUGAGUGCUGAUAUGCUGAAGUUUUGAUUACGACAAUCAAAUGCGCAGCGUGAUGAAGAUGAGGUCGACGUGCGGGUUCUUCGUCUGCAUAGCAGCGGUGUGUUUUGCGACUGUGUCGGCAGUGAUGCCGAGUAAUCUAGGCGGUGUAGACUCGCAGAUUGUAUGCGCUAAACACAAAAGUCACUCGGCGAAUUUCAAUGAUGAUCUGGGUGGCGCUGCUGAGGAUGAUGGCAGUGGUUUCGAACGUUGUGAGAGUGAAAAUAGCCAUUGUUAUACUUUCUGGACGGAGGAUGCUAUCAAUGGGACUAUUCACAUCCUCGGACAAGGAUGUUGGGUAUCCUCCGGAGACUCGCACGAUUGUCAAUCGCAGUGCAUCGCUGAUAAGAAACCAACGAAGGCGAUGAAUAAUACAAUGUUCUGCUGUUGUCGCGGUAACAUGUGCAACAAUAACUUCUCCUACGUGCCGGCGAAAGAAAUACCCUCACCAUCACCUCCUACAGAAGCAUUACCUCGACAUUCCGUGACGCUAUACUUCUGGGGUUUUGUGUCACUAGCUGCAUUGUCUAUCAUCCUCGUCACUCUGAUUCUCUGGAGACUACGACCUGUGAAGAGUGACAUUGAGAUGGGUGAUACUCAAAUAUCACCACCACCGCAGUUUAACUUAAAUAAGUUGAAUUUGAUUAAAACUAUAGGUCAAGGAAGAUAUGGCGAUGUGUGGCAUGGAACAAUCGAGGAUCAAGACGUUGCUGUAAAAGUCUUCCGGCCGCACCAUCGUAACUAUUUCCUCAACGAACACGAGUUGUACAAAGAAGCUGGUGAUAACAUGGCGCUUGUCAAGUGUUUCGGUGGUGGUGAAUUGCCUAACACUCCAAACGGUACACCUCAAUAUGGACUUAUCCUUAGUAUGGAGCGUGAAUGCCUGCAGGAGUAUCUAAAGAAGCAUACACUUGAUUUAUCAACACACGCACGUAUGGCGCUUGGUGUCGCCAAAGGAUUAGCUCAUUUGCACUCGGAUAUAGGCAAAGCAUGCAUUGCGCAUCGUGACUUGAAUACGCGCAACAUCCUCGUGCGCGCUGAUCUAUCCUGUUGCAUAUGCGAUCUGGGCCUGGCUGUAAUCCCGCGCAAAACCGAGAAUCGCUCCUUGAGUGAAGCAGGCACUCUGCGGUACAUGGCACCUGAAGUACUAGAAGGUGCUGUUAAUCUUCGUGAUUGUGAGAGUGCACUCAAACAAAUAGACGUAUACUCUCUCGGGUUGAUCCUGUGGGAGUUGGGCACGCGGUGCACUGAUAUGCAAAACGCUGAACCAGCGCCGUAUGCACAGCCAUUCGAGAAAGAAAUCGGUGAGCGUCCAACACUGGAACAGAUGCAGACACUUGUAAGUCGGCAUAAAGCACGACCAUUGUGGCCUGCAAGCUGGAAAGACACAGCUCCAGCGAGAUUCUUAGCUGAAACAGCCGAGGAUUGCUGGGAUCAAGAUGCAGAAGCUCGUUUAACAUCACUAUGCGUUGUAGAAAGACUUCUAGAGUUGCCGAAUCUAAAAGGAAGAUUCCUGCAUCCAAUGCAUCAACCUUCAAGUCCAACUCCACUGAUAAACAACAAUCACCUACAUGAUAACAUUGAUGCUUCCAUCGGAACGAUCGAGACUCUUCUCUCGCCAACAGAAGAGUAUUGCAAGAAUUCCAAUGAGUUGGCCACAUGCAUCACACCAUUACAACCCUAUCAGGGAAGAAAUCCAUGCAUGGAGCGUAAUUUACUGACUGGUUCAAGCGAUAGUCUUUUAAUUGAUAAAUCCUCCAAACAUUGCACCAGCUCUGAAUCGCAGAAUCUAAUCAGUAACGAUUAUCUGAAUUAUCAUCAGAUUAAUCAUAGAGCUAUGCCUAUUCCGUAUGUUCAAAACUGCGUACGCGAGUGUAAUGUAAUUAUGCCUAAACAUAACAAUGUUGAAGUGACGCCGGCUUCGUCGAAAUCCUCAGCGAAAGGGCGCUGGUCCGGGUUGAAGAAAAUCUUCAAAACGGGGCGGAUCGUACGGAAAGACACACAGGUUACAAUUGCGCCUGAUAAAUUAGUGAAUGGGAGGCAUCAGCAGGCGGUGACGACGAUUUUAAAUGAAAAACAACGUCCAUCGACGUUGCCUUUACUUCCAUCGCGGCAUGAUAAUGUUAAUAUGAAGACUUCUGGGAUAAGUCAGCUUUUAAUACAUGAUGACGAUGCGUUCUCUAGACAAAGAUCUUUGGAACAGUUUUCUGAAGUAUUUUCUUCUACAAGUGACCUGUCCAGGUUGAAGAACCCUUCGGAAAGAGUGAAAACUCCUGGAGAUGUUCCACCAUCAGUGCGGAGGACGCGUGGGAAAGCUGCGAAGGAUUCUUCAGCGCGUUUUAGUCUCUACGAUGAUAGAAUGAUGGUAUGUCAAUGGGGCAGCGCUCCCGACUUGGAACCACCGUUUGUUCCACUCCGACCGCCUCAGUUGAAGGAUGUGCAGGACACUGGUAGCGUGAGCAGUUUCUAGAAACCCACAUAUAAACAUUUUAGUUGUACAACAAAUAUUAAUCAACAUUGUGAAUGGUGUGAUGUCGAACGGCGUAGUAGUGUUAUGAAUGUGUAAAUAUCGGUCGCCCCGCAGGAGAUUGUUCAGUUACUUGUUUGUUAAUUUAUUCUUGUUCAGUUUGUGAUGUAAAUUUAACGAUGAGAUGGCGAGCGGCGGCCUAUUGUACUAAUGUACCGUACUGUUUAGAGGUUUAAAGAUUAGGUUAGGUGUGUAAAUGGCCUCGAAGAUGGCGGCUAAUGUAACAACAUGCACACACACACACACGAAACACGAAUGAAGCACCAACGUACUCGUUAGCAAUUAGGUUUUUGACUGAAAGUACACAACAAACACAAAUAAUCUUAGUGAAAACACUUAUGCGAUAAGGGUUAAUACUUGUAAAUGUUUGCGUAAUGUAAGUUAAGUUGAUCGUGGGGCUCUAAUCAGUUGAAACCAAUCGGACUUGAUCUCAGAUGAGUGGGGACUGGUAAUUCCGUCUUGAGAACUCUAUUGUCAAUAAGUGGAUUUUGGUUUCGAAUAUUCAAUGAACAAAAUGCCUUGUAAUCGGUUUUCUAUUGUUUUACAAAACUAAAUUGCAAGUGUUGGAAGGAAUUCUUCCAAUCAAUGUGAUUUUACACAUUCGAGGAGACUGGCGUAUCGUAGUAGAUUUUUGAUAAUUCCGGCUCAAUAUUGAAAAACGAAACAAAAAUGCCCACCAAUUUAACAUUUUACACAAAUAGAUAGAGCCCUAACAGCUGAUACAAUGAUAAAAUUAUACAAAUUCUCAAUUAAUAACUUAAACUUACAUUUUUUGAUUAUACAAUAAUUGCAUAUACGAAGUUGUUGUAACAAUAACAUUAUUAGAGCGUACACUAAACGUAAAGCAGACUAAGCUACAUUUUUUCAUACAAAAACGCGUGUACGAGACGCUAAAAGACAAAAAAAUAAAUUAUUCUAAAGUUAA
This is a messenger RNA of Dalotia coriaria, 3652 nucleotides long. Its product is annotated as activin receptor type-2A. The record is from RefSeq and is a predicted model, not a curated record. Gene Ontology annotation, cellular component: signaling receptor complex; plasma membrane. NCBI's taxonomy places the organism in Eukaryota, Metazoa, Arthropoda, Insecta, Coleoptera, Staphylinidae. Gene Ontology annotation, molecular function: transforming growth factor beta receptor activity; ATP binding. Gene Ontology annotation, biological process: protein phosphorylation; cellular response to growth factor stimulus; BMP signaling pathway.